Castor canadensis (American beaver) is the source of this 837-nucleotide messenger RNA. RefSeq names its product odontogenic, ameloblast associated (gene Odam). Gene Ontology annotation, biological process: odontogenesis of dentin-containing tooth. The record is from RefSeq and is a predicted model, not a curated record. Gene Ontology annotation, cellular component: nucleus; cytoplasm. Lineage: Eukaryota; Metazoa; Chordata; Mammalia; Rodentia; Castoridae.
AUGAAAUUUUUAAUUCUUCUUGGUCUCCUGGGAGCUACACUAUCAGCCCCGCUUAUCCCACAACACCUUAUGUCUGCCAGCAACAGCCAUGAGUUACUUCUGAACCUUAAUAAUGGUCAACUUUUGCCACUGCAGUUUCAGGGCCCAUUUAAUCCAUGGAUUCCUCCCUUCUCUGGCAUUCUACAACAGCAACAGCAGGCUCAAAUUGCAGGACACCCCCAAUUCCCAUUGUCAACUCUAGAUGGGUUUGCUGAACUGUUCCCAAAUCAGAUACCUUUCCCAAGACAAGUCGGUUUUGCCCAGGGAGCCCAGACUGGCCAGCUGGGCCCCUCACAGCCUCAGACACCACCGCGGACUCAACAGGGUCCUAAUCACAUGCUACCCUAUGUAGUUUCACUCAAAAUGCCUCAAGAACACACACAGACAUUUCAAUACUACCCAGUUUACAUGCUCCUGCCCUGGGAACAAGGUCAACAAACUGUCACACAGCCACCCCAACAAACAGGACAGCAGCAAUUUGAGGAGCAGAUACCAUUCUAUACUCAAUUUGGAUACAUUCCUCACCAAGUUGAACCUGGUAUAACAGGAGGACAGCAGCAAUUAGCUUUUGACACCCCCGUAGGCACAGCUCCUGAGACUGGUGUGCCAGAAGAAGGAAUGAUACUACAUUCACAAAAAGAAGUGAUAAACUUUAGGCAUGGCGGUGCAGGAGUUUUUAUGCCUUCAACUUCACCAAAACCUAGCACGACAAAUUUUUUCACUUCUGCUGUAAAUCCCACUAUUGCCCUAGUGCUUCCAGAAGAGAAGGCCAAGACUGAUAGCCUAAAAGAACCAUAA